This is a messenger RNA of Stegastes partitus (bicolor damselfish), 1049 nucleotides long. It is a transcript of the gene hmox1a, whose product is annotated as heme oxygenase 1a. The record is from RefSeq and is a predicted model, not a curated record. Gene Ontology annotation, molecular function: heme binding; heme oxygenase (decyclizing) activity. The transcript has 6 exons. Gene Ontology annotation, biological process: response to oxidative stress; heme catabolic process; heme oxidation. The coding region runs from base 76 to 885 and encodes 269 amino acids. Lineage: Eukaryota; Metazoa; Chordata; Actinopteri; Pomacentridae.
GAGAGGCCACAGCAGACCGAGAGCUCUGAGGAAGUGGCAGCUGACGGAGGACGCACUUGGACUUGAACACUGAAUAUGGAGGCCAUGAAGAGCGCAAGGAAGAACGACACAGGAGACGUCGGCAGCGACUUAUCGGAGCAGAUCAAAGCAGCCACUAAGGACAACCACGUCCGAGCUGAGAACACGCAGCUGAUGCUGAGCUACCAGAAGGGACAGAUCACUCUGCCGCAGUACAAGGUCCUGCUGUGCUCUCUCUAUGAGAUCUACAAGGCUCUGGAGGAGGAGAUGGACAGGAACGCCUCCCAUCCAGCUGUUGCUCCCAUAUACUUCCCUCAGGAACUCGCCCGGCUGGAAUCCCUGGAGCAGGACCUGGAGCACUUCUUCGGCUCAGACUGGAGGAAGCGAGUGAUCGUCCCCGCAGCCACUCACAGAUACCAACAGAGGCUACGACAGAUCGGCAGGGAGAACCCGGAGCUGCUGGUGUCCCACGCUUACACCCGCUACCUCGGGGACCUGUCGGGCGGGCAGGUGCUGGGAAAAAUCACCCAGAAGUCCCUGGGGCUGAGCAGCAAAGAGGGCUUGUCGUUCUUCUCGUUCCCCGGCGUGAGCAGCCCCAACCGCUUCAAGCAGCUGUACAGGAGCCGCAUGAACAGCAUCGAGCUGAGCGAGCAGCAGAAGGAGGCGGUGCUGCAGGAGGCCGUGGCGGCGUUCGAACUCAACAUCCAGGUUUUUGACGACUUGCAGAAAAUGCUGAGUGUCACAACAGAAGCCGCGGAGCAGCGUCCGACCGGCAGCAGCUUCCCGCCGCCUCUCAUCACCGUGCAGCUGGCCAUGGGGCUGUGCGUCGCGCUGGCCACCAUCGGCGUGGGGAUGUACUCCCUCUGAAGCUUCAGCUGCCUUUAUGCACAAACUGCACUUUACUCAAUCAUGACUGUAAUCUGUGUCUCAUCGAUAAACUGCCAAAUCACUCAACUUGUCUUAUAAACCAGCCCAGUAUCUGUAACGUCUUUUUAUGAUUCCUGUUUAAUAAAAUAAGCUGCACCAUCAGA